AUGGUUGAUCUAAUCCUUUCAAUGGUUGUCCAAUUUACUCCAGUAUGUUACGAGGUCUUGGUUAGAAUUUGACAUAAAUUUAAGAGUAACACUAGAAAACACGUUCGCCAAUUAUAAGUGUUUUUUUCGACGUACUGGCGUGUUUGUCGUAAAAACUGAAUGCGCACCGUCGCUUACUGACGUUGGGUUCAUCAAAGUUGUUGCCUUAAAGUGCACCAAGUUUCGAAUGUCAGUGCCAAGUCUGAAAUUCACACAGAUACUUACUGUGUGUCCUGGUCAUAAGACGUAAUGGUCGCGCGAGCUGCUUUGCAGUGGCUAACCAGGCAUUUAAGUAGUAAGCCCAAAUACGCCCUAUGACGUCGGCAGCAUCAUUUAGCUUCCUUUUUUCAUACACAACUUCUCGUACACGAUAACAGUCCGGAACCAAACUGCGGACAUAUGCAUCGUCGCCGUUGUCGCCUUGCAUGCGUGCAUGGCGUGGGCCGGAAAUAUGCAAACUUUACUGUUGAACUUGCUCAAAAGACUGCAUUUUAUCGCGCAUCGACCACGCAGCGUAGCUCAUCAUCAACUACUGAAAUGAGGAAUUUUCACAGUUUUGUAACACCUGUCCUCUCAGUAUGCAUAUGAUGUCGACAUUAGUGGAAACCAAUAUCUUUAGCCAAAAUAGGCGUCAUCAAGGAGACUAUUCGAGAAACGACUGGAUGUGGGUUUUAAAGUUGAUUGGCAAGAGAGGUUUAAUCAGGAUCAACCGCCGUUAUGAGAAUUGUUGAUCCAUGAAUAAAGCGCGACAGUUAUCCUAAAAAGUAUUUCUGGAUUGUCCACAAAAAUCCGAAUAAUUUUGUGAGGCUUUUCAAGUUAUUAUGAAAAUACCGAUUCGCGGAAUCUGCAUCGCCUUCAAAGACAUCUGUGCGAGUGAUUACGACGAUGACGUUCGACUUGAUGACCACGAUGACGCAGAGGAUGUUGAUGGGGCUGUCGAGCAGGAAGAAGAAGAAGAAUGAGAAAUGCUGCGGCUGAUUUACCGGUGACGUUUGUUUACCUGAACUGGGUUAAUCAAUAAUCUAUGGUAAUACUCUCAUUUUUUUCAAUAAAACCUCGGCAGCCCGAUGUAGGUAUAGAGGGACACUGUUGGUGUCCACAUAGCAGCAUGCGCCGAAAAAAAGAAACAGCUGGCCAAUAUUUUCGAAAUAUUUUCAGAUAAAAUGUAUGGGCAAAGAGGAAGAAGAAGAAGAAGAAGAAGAAGAAGAAGAAGAAGAUGAUGAUGAUGAUGAUGAUGAUGAUGAUGAUGAUGAUGAUGAUGAUGAUGAUGAUGAUGAUGAUGAUGAUGAUGAUGAUGAUGAUGAUGAUGAUGAUGAUGAUGAUGAUGAUGAUGAUGCCUGA
Messenger RNA from Spirometra erinaceieuropaei, 1380 nucleotides. The record is from the annotation of a GenBank genome assembly. Lineage: Eukaryota; Metazoa; Platyhelminthes; Cestoda; Diphyllobothriidea; Diphyllobothriidae.